Molecule: messenger RNA, 2217 nt
Organism: Paramisgurnus dabryanus
Lineage: Eukaryota; Metazoa; Chordata; Actinopteri; Cypriniformes; Cobitidae
Gene: elavl2
Product: ELAV like neuron-specific RNA binding protein 2
Cellular component (GO): ribonucleoprotein complex
Molecular function (GO): RNA binding
Source: RefSeq, a predicted model, not a curated record
CUCAGCGGUCAUGGCAGUCAGACUGUGUGAUGUGGCUUCUCUUCUGAGAAGUGGAUCAUGGGCUGCUGAGCCGUGGACUGGGCAGGUGAUUGCUGCCAUGGAGACGCAGCUGUCCAACGGGCCCAACUGUACCAGCAAUGACCCCAACAACGUCUCUAAUAACUGCUCGUCACCCACAGAGACGCCCGACAGCACCGAGGACAGUAAAACCAACCUGAUCGUCAACUACCUCCCUCAAAACAUGACGCAGGAGGAGCUGAAGAGUUUGUUCGGCAGCAUCGGAGAAAUUGAGUCUUGCAAACUUGUGCGAGACAAAAUCACAGGUCAGAGUCUGGGCUAUGGGUUUGUCAACUAUGUGGAGCCCAAAGAUGCAGAGAAAGCCAUCAACACUUUAAAUGGACUGAGGCUGCAGACCAAAACCAUUAAGGUGUCGUAUGCUCGACCGAGCUCUGCGUCCAUCCGUGAUGCUAACCUGUAUGUGAGCGGUCUGCCAAAAACCAUGACACAGAAAGAACUGGAGCAGCUUUUUUCUCAGUAUGGACGCAUCAUCACAUCCAGAAUCCUUCUCGAUCAAGUCACAGGUGUGUCCAGAGGUGUUGGGUUCAUUCGUUUUGAUCGUCGUGUUGAAGCGGAGGAGGCCAUUAAAGGUUUAAACGGGCAGAAGCCACCGGGUGCUACAGAGCCGAUCACGGUGAAGUUUGCCAACAACCCCAGUCAGAAGAGCAGCCAGGCGUUACUCUCUCAUCUGUACCAGUCACCCAGCAGACGAUACCCAGGACCACUGGCGCAGCAGGCUCAGAGAUUCAGGCUGGACAAUUUGCUCAACAUGGCGUAUGGAGUCAAGAGUAGAUUCUCACCAGUGAACAUUGACGGGGUCACCAGCCUGGCGGGCAUCAAUCUUCCGGCUCACGCCGGUGCAGGGUGGUGCAUUUUCGUGUAUAAUCUGGCACCUGAUGCGGACGAGAGUGUCCUCUGGCAGAUGUUCGGUCCGUUCGGCGCCGUGACCAAUGUUAAGGUCAUACGAGACUUUAACACGAACAAAUGCAAAGGCUUCGGCUUCGUCACCAUGACUAAUUAUGACGAGGCAGCCGUAGCGAUCGCCAGUUUAAAUGGGUAUCGACUCGGUGACCGAGUUUUACAGGUCUCUUUUAAAACUAACAAAACGCACAAGGCCUGAAGAACUGAACAUGGCAGCAAAUAAUCCUUUAAUGUUUCGUUUUUCAUUGUUUUUCUAAAACUUGAGUUUUAUUUUUAACAUCAUCCGUUUGAACGGCGGGUGUGGUGCGUGUGUGUACGAGUGUGUGCUUUUCAGUUGGCUUUUUAUUUUAUUGUAGUUAAUUUUCGGUUGCUUUCAAGUUAAUUUAAAAUAGGAAAUCUUUAAAAUUUAAGCUACUUUGGUUGCUAAUUUAGUUUGAGUUUGCAAAUUGCUUGUUUAAUGUACAAAUAAUAAAUGGGGAAAAAAAUUCUAUAAAGUGAUAACUUGCCAAAGAGCAAAACCCUUUUUGAUGUUUCGAUAUUCCAAGACUCACUUGAGAGGAAGAAUUACUUUAUGUUCAGCGUUGAUUUUGGUUUGUUUUGUUAGUCUCAUUUUUAAAAAGAUUUCAUUCUGGUCAGUGGUUUUGGAGUGGCAUUGUUAUAAUUAUUGUAAAUAAGGUUGUUUUGCUUUGUUUUCUUCUAUUAAGAGAAAUGUGGACACUUUAGUUUUCUUUGAUUUCAGACACCAUAUAUUUGUAUGGUUUAAAGCUGUGCCACGUGUUUGUGCUGUUUUGAUUUGGAUUUAAAAGCUUGGGGUGUAUUUGUACGUUAGGAGCUGAUAUGUCUUGGUGAUUGUACUUUCUUGUGUGAUCUUGAAUGCUGUGGAAUUGAAGAUUGUGAACACUCUUAAUUCAUGAUAUCCUUUUGCACCACCUUUGAAAUGCUCUACAAGUUUUGUUGGGUUUAUACUUUAAAAUUGCUUUUGGUUUAAUGAUUAAGGUUAAAAAAAAAACGGGUGAAUGAGCUGUGAUCUCCUUGAGGCAGAGUCGGAAAGCAUUCCUGGCUCUCCUCGUGAGCUGCUAACGUCUGCAGUAUGACUGCAUAUAAUGUGUGUGAAUGAAUCUUGAUUUGAACGUGUACAGUAUGAUUUCUUUCUUAAUUUUGGAUGUACAGUAUCUUUAUGUUAAGUAUUUAAAUGAGACGAUAUGUACAUGUUCUUUUGUGUUUGGAGUCAUUUGUAUU